AUGACUGCCCUCCCAAAGAUAAGCGCCAGCGUCUUAACUCCGACGUUGCUCGACAAGCUCGUCGAGAAAGAUGAGACCGAUAUCAACAAAGUCAUCCGUGACCUACCUCCAGUCAAGCCCAUCACCCUCCCUUCUCGUCCCAGCGAUGCAUUCGGCACUCUGGCCUUUCUGCCCACCGAAAUACUCAUCGCCACCGCCUCUCACCUCGAUGUCUUGACCUUGACGCGCCUCGCCCAGGCGUCCAUGGCAUGGAAGGACGUGGUUCAAUUCAACCCCGUAUACCGCGACCUGAUAACCCACGUCCCCGAGGUUCUAGCCGCCCUUGCCGCCACGGGCAUGCUGGCCGUACACCCUGCCCCCGCGCUGCAUCAUGCCCUCCGCUCAUGGCGCUGCUCCAGCUGCAACGUCCACUUUGGCGGGUACUUAUUCCUGCCCACGGCCGAGCGCGCCUGCCUCAGCUGCCUGGCCGAGAACCCAGCCCUGCGCGUCUACGACCCUCAGAGCGUGCAGCAGUGCUUCGGCCUGUCCGACUCGCAGUUCGCCCGCCUGCCGCGCCUGCGCGUCAUCCGCGGCAGCUACAAGGUCGGCUCGUACGCCGACGCCCGCGUCGGCAAGUCCAUGGUCGCCGUGGGCGCCGCCAGGAAGCUCUCGACGGGCCAGCUCAAACCCAUCGAGGACUUUGAGUGGGAGGACCCACGCCAGCUAGGGGUCAGCGGCCGCACGGGGUCUUCUGGCCACCACCCGCCGCCCGGCCCGAACCGGAGGCCGCCCGGCGCCCACAUGACCAUGACGCUGCGCACAAUGCGGGACGCGCCCGUCAAGCCGCCCGGCGGCGACCUGACGCUGCGCCCGAGGCCGCGCUACCGCAUCGACGACUACCUCGCCGGCGUCGCGGUCGUGCGCAUGCCGUACCUGGCCGGGCCGCAGCACAGACCCGCCGACCUCGACAGCGGCCGUCUGUGUCGCGGCUGUCUGGUCACGCAGACCCACUACCGUAGCGGCAAGCUCCCCGGCGCCGUGGCGGCUGCCAUGUGGCCGUCGGACCUCGUGGACGGUGGGAAGCGCGCCAUGGAGGCCAUCACGACGCGGUUGUGGACGAGAGAUGGGUUCGCGGAGCACGUGAGGGAGUGCUAUGGCGCGAGGUUGUUGUUGCGGCAGUGGGGGGUCGUUGAGGAAUGA
Molecule: messenger RNA, 1179 nt
Organism: Pyricularia grisea
Lineage: Eukaryota; Fungi; Ascomycota; Sordariomycetes; Magnaporthales; Pyriculariaceae
Exons: 1
Coding region: 1-1179 (392 amino acids)
Molecular function (GO): protein binding
Source: RefSeq, a predicted model, not a curated record